CUAAUAAGCAAGCGCGAUGGACCCGAGUGAGAUUGGCCGGUUUGGCACGCUGCGACUGAUGAAACGCGUCGACCCAGCCACGCCAGUCGCCGCAUUCCCCAUUGACGACGACACAGUCACAUUCGGACGCGACCCGUCUUGCAGCGUCAGGUUGUACUACUCAUCAGUGAGCCCAGUACACGCGAAGUUGAUCUUUCAAGAGAAAAAGGCGUUUGUCGUUGUGCUAGGUGCAUCAGGUAUACUCGUCGACGGGUGUCUAGCUCUCCCUUCCCAGAAUCCUUUACUUCCAGUUACUAUACCCGUACCAAACAAUUCCACUCUCGAAAUACGCGGUAAACGAUUUGUGUUUACAUAUCCUCCCAAGGAAAUGCGUGCAGCACUCUACUCCUCACCUUCGCCCACAAAAAACGCGUCCGGGUCAUCAGUGGAUACUGACGCCGAAAUGACACCUAGGACGAGGAAGAAGAUGCUGAGAAUGUCGUUGAUCAGAAGUGCAAAAGUAUUUACGCCCAGAGGCAAACACGCAGAUCCAGUGGAGAAUUUGAGGAUUUUGCAGACACCAUUGAAGAGACGUGGGUCAUCCCCGCUAAAACAGCAAUACCAGACUCUGCAGAGAGCACACAAUGGACAGGAUUCCGACUCUUCUUCCGAUUCUGAUGCCGCCGACGAGAAUGAUGGAGACGGGAAUGAAGCAGAGGAAGAAAUUGUCCUCGUGGAUGGUGAUCAUCCCCACGUUCUAGAAGAGGACAAAGACCUCGUCAUACUCGAAUCCGUCGAAGUCGAAGUCCCGGAACCUCCCCUCUCACCACGCCCUCAACAAUCCGCGGCACCCCCCGCCACACCACACCGCCUCGGCGCAUUUGGUCGUCCAGUCAAUGUCCAAACGUCCAACCCAAACAUGUACCAAACACCCCAUCGCAAACCUGCCCGUCCCUCACUCCAUCGUGCCGUUCUCAUUCGCUCGGCGCAACGUGCAGUGUUGCGACAAGAAAUCGAACAGGAGGAAGAGGAGUUGGAGGAGAAAGAGGUAGAAGAGGUUAUUGUGGAUGACCUUGAGGAUGUUCAAGAGAUCGAGGAGGAAGACGAGGAAGAAGAAGACAGGGACGAGGAGACAGAGGAAACGGAUCUAUCCUCUGGAUGGCGCAAGGGUUUAGGCUUGGUAAAAGGCCUCGGGUGGCCGUUCCGCUCGUCCUCUGCUGCGCCUGAGGAUGACGAGAAUCACGAGAAGCUUGAAGAUGGAGAGGCGGAGAUGGACGUCGAUCAGGAGGCGCCACCUCUGUCCACCGAAGACCCCCAACAAUCCGAUUUAACUGACGCUUCCCCCGCACACCGACCCCUGGGAACGUUCAUGACACCGCAAAUCUCGCGCGUCAGUCUGACUACAGGCGUGGGCCGAGGUGCUGGGAGAAAUUCGUUUGGAGGAUAUUCCUCUUCUUCCUCUGCUGGACUUGGCGGACCACAAAGAGUCCGCGUCGAACCCAAAUGGAAGGUCACAGAUAUCGUCGUGCCAGUGCCGGAUGAGAAAGAGGAAGGGGGGAUGGAUCCAGAUACGGACAUGCUGCAUGUGUCUCCACGGAAGGUGAAGCAGGAGGAGCAGGUGGGAAUGGGGGUUCUGAGCCCUCAGCGGAGGAAGCUCAGCGAGGAGGAAAAACAGGCCAUAAGAGAAAGACGUCGUUCUGCGCUGAGGACACCAGAUCCUUAUUUUGGAGGAUACGUUCCGGGUAUGGGGCCACGACAUUCAAACGUCCAUGCUCAAGCACCGUUGCCGGGGCUGUUUGCCACCACCUUGAAUACGAAUGCAACGAAAACGGACGUGGUAGGGAAAGGGAGGAGUCGAAGUUUGUCACCUGUGAAGAUGGCAAUGCGAUUUGGUUCUCCAGCCAAAGUAGGUGUUUCUAUUGAGGAGAGGGAGGAGAAGGGGCGCAGCGAAAGCGAUGACGAGGAAAACACACGGUCUUUGUUGGAUAGGAUGAAGCAGACAGUGGAGGGGUUGAAGAGGAGACGGAGCGAAAGUGCGUUGGUGCAGAGUGGGGAGAGUAGUGGGUCUACGGUUGGGACAAGAGUGGACUUGGGAGACGACCAGGAGAAUGAUAAUGAGAGAGUGGAUGGUACGGAGGAAGAAGAUGGGAAGAGUGACGUUGGGGGUGAUGAGAGUGAUAAGGAGAAUGGUGAUGUACAAAGUGAUGACGGUGGCCCAAUGGACGUUGAGGUCCCUGCAGCCCCAGAUAUUGGUGCGGAAAACAGAGCCCAGGCCGAUUUAGCAGCGUCAAACCAAGAAAAUGACGAGGACGCGCCAACCGAUCUUCCUCUUCCAGCCCUAACCCGACCAUCCCCCCAGACCCCCCAACUGGGCUCGCUUAAACAUCUCUUCUCCAAGCCUAAACACGAUGUCGGAGCUGCCACCCCUGUCAUGCAGAGCAUGCGCCAUCUAUUCAAAGGCGUUCCUAUCUCUCGCAAGGGCAUGCAGACGCCGAGUAUGGAUGGGGUAAAGACGAUGUUUUUGAGGGAGGAAAGGAGGAGCAGAGUGGGUGAUGAGACACCGACGAUGAAGGCGACUGAACAGGGACAUGCUGCUGUGCCGCCGACCCCCGCGACGCGGCGUCGGACGCCCAGGUUAAAUGCGAAUUCCGGAGUGGCAGCGACAGAGGGGACGGUUGUUUUGAAACUCGGGGAGGUACCAACUGAUGAUAUCCCCGGUCCCGCCACAACCGAAGUGCUGGAUGCAGCACCAAGCAAGACAAAGCCACUGAGAGUGAGGAAGCAGACACCUGUGAACGAUGAGGUGCGUUUUAUGUACUACUGCUGUUGCGGUGGCUCGUGUUUAUUUUAUUUUAUUCCUUUCUUCAUGCUUAGUGUAAUCCGCCGCGACCAUCUGCAUCCUCGGAAGCCAAAGCCGUUGGAGGCAAGAAAGUAAAGGCUGAGAGUCACUCUGAAGUCGUAAGUACACGUAUCAUCACUUUUCCAUCGCGCUGUGUAUCGCAUCGUGAACAUUGACCGCCCCUUUCGUAGGUUCCAACGGCGCCGAAGCGAUCUCCAAGUUGUGCCAAGGGAGUACCGAUUCCUAAAGCCGUCGUAGAGCCGAAAGUGACCCGUAACAAGCCUGUUGUCGCCGCUGCUAGACCCAAAUCUCGUUUGGGAACAACGAAAGCAGGCCAGGGAUCGUCGUCUGUUGUACCUGUGACCGCUGCUGCUGCUGCUGCGCGGGGGACGAGGAGCGGCGUUCGGAGAGUUGGCGGCACCACGACGAGUGGUGGGACUAAUAAUGCACGUGGUCGUUCUGGUUCAGGUAGUUCAGGAUCAGGAUCAGGAUCGAGGUCGGGCAGAUCAACGCCCAGUGAGACUGCUCAACCAGCUGA
This is a messenger RNA of Pisolithus orientalis, 3356 nucleotides long. RefSeq lists its product as uncharacterized. The record is from RefSeq and is a predicted model, not a curated record. NCBI's taxonomy places the organism in Eukaryota, Fungi, Basidiomycota, Agaricomycetes, Boletales, Pisolithaceae. The coding region runs from base 17 to 2914 and encodes 965 amino acids. The transcript has 4 exons. Gene Ontology annotation, molecular function: protein binding.